AUGAAAUUAUACAGAUUACCAGAGUAUAGGGAAGUUAUGAGGAAAACACAAGAUUUUGGAGGAAUUGAUCCAGAAAUGCUGAAAGAGAAGAGCAAUAUUAAUGGAUGUUGUGGUGCUGGAGACCCAUAUAUAGCGGCAACAGUUUUCGACCUUAUUCUUCAAGAUAUGAAAAUUACUUAUCAUAAUAUCAGUAUAACUGACCAAUCCAUGCUCACCUAUUAUGCAUAUAAUGGAUAUAUUCCAUCCCUCAAUCUCCAUCCCGACGGAUUGCUUAUGGCCGAUCAAACUAAAAUUAAUACAUCAGUUUUUGGUCAAUUCCGUGAAAUAAAUUCAUCUAAACUAGUAAAAGGAAAAUUCAAGUGGUUGCAUCACUUGAAUUACCGUCUACCAAAAGAAUUUCUCUUGGAGAUUUAUAGACACUGUCCAAGAGACGAUAUAAACGUCAAAAACUAUUUUCCACGUUUAUCAGAUUUUGAAAUUGAUGAAUAUGAAAGAAAAAUGAAGAAAAAUCAAAAAUAA
Molecule: messenger RNA, 519 nt
Organism: Trichomonas vaginalis G3
Lineage: Eukaryota; Parabasalia; Trichomonadida; Trichomonadidae
Exons: 1
Coding region: 1-519 (172 amino acids)
Source: RefSeq, a predicted model, not a curated record